Peromyscus eremicus (cactus mouse) is the source of this 1710-nucleotide messenger RNA. It is a transcript of the gene Nup35, whose product is annotated as nucleoporin 35. Gene Ontology annotation, cellular component: nuclear pore nuclear basket; nuclear membrane; nuclear pore central transport channel. Gene Ontology annotation, molecular function: structural constituent of nuclear pore; phospholipid binding; single-stranded DNA binding. The record is from RefSeq and is a predicted model, not a curated record. NCBI's taxonomy places the organism in Eukaryota, Metazoa, Chordata, Mammalia, Rodentia, Cricetidae. Gene Ontology annotation, biological process: nuclear pore organization; NLS-bearing protein import into nucleus; regulation of DNA-templated transcription. The transcript is spliced from 10 exons. Bases 264 to 1190 code for a protein of 308 amino acids.
UAAAUGAAUGACAGCCUGGGAUAUAUCAUCUCAGCCAAAAGUCAGAGAUGAUAACACAGGCAUGAUGUUUCCUCCCUUGGCUCUCUGUCCAAAGAAGACAAAUUCCAUCUGUUUUCCAAAGUCUUACAAAAGAUCAGGAUUCUUGUGUUGCUCAGACAUGUGCACCGUGCUUUAAAGAAAGAAGAGUUCUCCAUCUAAGCUUGAAAAAUCAACAGAAUACAAAGCAGCACAUUGAUGAGAUCUGAGUCCUGGGAUCUGAACCAAUGAUGCUGGGUUCACCAACAUCACCAAAGACAGGAGUUAAUGCCCAGUUCUUACCUGGAUUUUUAAUGGGGGAUUUACCAGCUCCAGUGACUCCACAACCUCGAUCAAUUAGUGGCCCUUCAGUAGGAGUAAUGGAAAUGAGAUCACCUUUGCUUGCAGGGGGAUCACCACCACAGCCAGUUGUACCUGCUCAUAAAGAUAAAAGUGGAGCUCCACCUGUUAGAAGUAUAUAUGAUGAUAUUUCCAGUCCAGGACUUGGAUCAACACCUUUGACUUCAAGAAGACAGACGAACAUUUCAGUGAUGCAGAGUCCUCUUGUUGGAGUUACAACUCCUGUGACUGGACAAAGCAUGUUUAGUCCAGCAAAUAUUGGCCAACCACGAAAGACAACACUCUCUCCUGCCCAAUUGGAUCCUUUUUAUACUCAAGGAGAUUCUCUGACUUCAGAAGAUCACCUCGAUGACACUUGGGUGACUGUGUUUGGGUUUCCACAAGCUUCUGCUUCUUAUAUAUUAUUACAGUUUGCACAAUAUGGGAAUAUCUUAAAGCAUGUGAUGUCCAACACGGGCAACUGGAUGCAUAUUCGUUACCAGUCUAAAUUACAAGCCCGGAAGGCCUUAAGCAAAGAUGGGAGAAUAUUUGGAGAAUCCAUCAUGAUUGGUGUCAAGCCAUGUAUAGAUAAAAGUGUCAUGGAAAACAGUGACAGAGGAGCCUUGUCAUCUCCAUCUCUAGCCUUUACACCACCAAUCAAGACCUUAGGCACUCCAACACAGCCCGGAAGCACUCCCAGGGUUUCUACCAUGAGGCCUCUUGCUACAGCAUACAAGGCCUCCACCAGUGACUACCAGGUUAUUUCUGACAGACAAACACCAAAAAAAGAUGAAAGUCUUGUGUCCAGAGCGAUGGAGUACAUGUUCGGCUGGUAGUCCAUCCAGUACGAGCUGGACUGGGCCCCUUUGCGGAGGACUGCCGCUUCCUUGGGUUAGUUCUAUAACCGUCUACGGCAGGGCUGGAGAGCUGCCUCAGCCAUGUCUGUCUUUUACAGCCUUUGUUUAGGAAAGAGCCCGUUUGUAGCUUGCACUUUAAAAGAUGGCUGAAAUACAUCUGAGGAAAAGAUUGUUCGAUAGCAUCUUGUGCUUUCUGUGAUACAGUGCAUGCUUGGCGCCUGGACAGCGUUGACUGCAGGAAAGGAAAUGAUGGAGUUUGAAGUGAGUCUCGUUAGCUUUCCUGAGGAGAUGGAUGAAUUUCAUGGAGAGCAACCACUACUUCACCAUACACAGUGAUUACAAUUAGCGAUUUGAAUUAUGGUCUUUAAUUUUAGAUGGUAUUUAAUAUCUUGAUUUUUUUUUUGUAUGUGUCUUGUGGAUUGUCAUCUUCUAUGUUCUUUUUAAAAACUACCGACUACUAAUGUUUCUUAAUAAACUUUGUCAGUUUUUAUGUGCUGAA